Molecule: messenger RNA, 2688 nt
Organism: Closterium sp. Naga37s-1
Lineage: Eukaryota; Viridiplantae; Streptophyta; Zygnematophyceae; Desmidiales; Closteriaceae
Source: the annotation of a GenBank genome assembly
AUGAACUUCGUCGUUUCGCAGCGCGCGAAAGUCGGGCCGCUAUUGGUGGACGGGAAGCCUCGGGAUUGGGGCGACACGCGGAACUCGGAGAAGGAGCUGAGCGACGUGGGACUGAGCGCGCGCGCCGGGCACAAGAAGGACCGCGGCGGGUGCAUCGGCGCGUUCCAGCGGCUGUGGGGCGGCAUGGAGCUGAGAUACAGCUACUCCAAGGCCACGCCGGAUGUCAGAGAGCUGGUGAGUAGCGUGGAUGGGUGGGAAGGGGUGUAUUGCGACAAGUUCGGGUACAUGAUUCACUGCGACGACCGUGCUCUAACGCGCAUGCAGGCAGCGAGGGCAGCGGGGCUGCACCGAGUGGUGCUGGAGCAGCACUACGCCUACACCACUCUCGUCGCCUCUGCCGACCUGCUGCCCGCUGCGCUCGCCCACGCGCAGUCCCUCAGGCUGACGGGCACGGCGCAUGACCUGGUGCUCAUGGUGGAUGGCAACGCGCAUGACGUGAAUGUCAAUGACCGGUUAUUACUGCUGCACUUUGACCACGUGCGGCGCGUGCCGACUGUCACUAACCCGUACGGAGUAAAAGGCUUCUCCAAACUCAAUGCGUGGCAGAUGACGGAAUACGACAAGGUGGUGUAUAUCGACGUGGACACGCUCGUGCUCGCCAACCUGGACCACCUCUUUGAACGCCCCGAGCCCACUGCUGUGCCGGAUGUGUACAUGAGCAGCAAGUUCAACAGCGGACUGCUCGUGCUGAAACCGUCUCAUUCCACAUACAGCGAUAUGAUGAGCAAGAUGCACCGCCUCCCCUCGUACAACAAGGGCGACCAGGGCUUCCUCAACGCCUACUUCUCCGGCUGGUUCCACUCGCCGCCCGCGCACCGCCUGCCCGCGCGGUACAACGCCGUCAUCUUCUUCCCCGACCACUACCACCCCGCUCAUCCCAUCCCCUCCCACCCUCCCUGUCCUCCCCACCCCCCCCCUGCUCGCUGCUCCCACCACCCUGUCUUUCCUUCCUUUCAGUCCACAUACGCUGACAUGAUGAGCAAGAUGCACCGUCUCCCGUCCUACAACAAAGGAGAUCAAGGUUUUCUCAACGCCUACUUCUCCGGCUGGUUCCACUCGCCGCCCGCGCACCGCCUGCCCGCGCGGUACAACGCCGUCAUCUUCUUCCCCGACCACUACCACCCGCCGCCCUGGUUCCGCGUCGAAGCCGCCCACGAGGCGCUCAACGGACCAAUCAUGAUGAUCCACUUCGCCAACCCCUGGUUCAAGCCGUGGCGGCUCGGGACGCAGGAAGGGGGGGUGGUGGGGAUACACGGGGAAGGGGGAGGCGGGGGAGGGGGAGGGGGAGGGGGAGGGGGAGGGGGGGCGAGGGGAGGGGCAGCAGGUGGGGGGAGUUUGUCGUCUGCGUUGUCGUCGAGUCUGGCUUCGUCUCUCACGUCGGGUCAGAGCGGGGUGAGCAGAGAAGCAGUAGAGGCUGCAGCAGCAGCGACUCUGCAAGCAGUGGCAGCAGGAGGAAACGGAAACGGGAACGGCAGUGCAGGAGCAGCAGGAGCUGCUAGUGGGGUGAUCGAAGGGGGAGCAGGAGGGGCAGGAGGGGUGGUGGUAACAGGAGACGGUGGCCCACAGGUGAAGGUGAAUCUCUGGUGCUCGCUCUGGCUGUACCUCGCACACGCACUGGAAGAAAACGACUGGUACCCGCUCGAUCCCACCUCCAUCUCCCUCACUCACUUCCUCCCCAACCGCGCCCAGUACGACUCCCUCCUCCCCUCCCACGCCAAGGUCCGCUCCGCAUCCGCCGCCGCCGCCGAAGCAGCCGCAGCCGCAGGCGCAGCAGCAGCUCAAACUGCAUCGUCCGCGUUUCCAUCCACCCCGGCGCUGCUCUCCUCGCCGGUUUCCCACGAGCCAGUGAUUCCCGGCCGGCCGACAUACAUUGGCCGAGAGGGCUUCGUGACUGUUAUAACCAAAGAGAAUUACUUUGCAGCAGGGGUCUGGGCGGCAUCCUACCUGCAGCACCAUUCCUUCUCCUCCUUCCGGAAGAUUCUCCUUCUCGUGCUGUCCACGGUCCCCAGGGACCACUGGCAGCCGUACCGAAAGCUCUUCAACUAUGUACGUGUGGUGGACCCGAUAGUGGUCAACGGGCAGCAACUAGACGAUUCUUUCGCCGUGCUGCACGCGUGGAACCAGAAGGGGUUUGACAAGCUUGUGUACGUCGAUCCGGUGGCGCUUUUUGUUGAUAAUUGUAACGAGCUGGUUACCAGUUACGACGCGUUUGCCGCCCCGCCGAGCGUGUUCCCUCCGGACAUGUUUACCUCCCGAGUGAUGGUUCUUCAACCCAAUUCCACGACAUUCGAAGACAUGGUGUCGAAGCUUCCGGUUUUACCCUACCCGGAAGGGUCCAUGGAUAGGUUUUUGAAUGCGUAUUACUACGGGUGGUUUUCGUGGGCGCCCGCGCACCGCAUCCCGCCGUCGUUCGCAGUGGACAUGUGGUUCAAGGAGGGGUUGAUGAAGUUCUUUGUGCCGUGGCGGGUGGUGAUGUUUGACUCGCGGGCCGUGCCGUGGAGCGAUAUCAGUGACUGGAUGGCGCAUGACCGCACCAAGGCUGUGAAGCUGUGGCGACGCACCUUCUGCAGUUUGGAAGAUACCUUGAGACCACCGAGCCUGGCGCAUCUGUGUGCGGAUCUGAUCUGA